This is a messenger RNA of Leucoraja erinaceus (little skate), 2418 nucleotides long. It is a transcript of the gene nampt2, whose product is annotated as nicotinamide phosphoribosyltransferase 2. The transcript has 11 exons. Gene Ontology annotation, biological process: NAD+ biosynthetic process. The coding region runs from base 164 to 1585 and encodes 473 amino acids. The record is from RefSeq and is a predicted model, not a curated record. Lineage: Eukaryota; Metazoa; Chordata; Chondrichthyes; Rajiformes; Rajidae. Gene Ontology annotation, molecular function: nicotinamide phosphoribosyltransferase activity.
UCCUCCUUACUCCCUCUCUCCUCCCCCCUUCUCCUCUCCUCUCCUCUGUGACGGCCGGUGACGUGAGGUGAGGCUCCGGUCCGGUCCGGUGCCGCUGCCGCCCGGCUGCAGCCUCGCCUCGCCCCCGCUCCGCACACACACACUGCCCGCGGCCGGAGCCGCCAUGGCUGCAACCACCCCCGACUUUAACAUCCUGCUGGCCACCGAUUCCUACAAGGUCACCCACUUUAAACAAUAUCCACCAAACACCAGCAAAAUCUACUCUUACUUUGAAUGCCGGAAAAGAAAAAAUGAUGAGUUCAAAGAAAUUGUCUUCUUUGGCUUACAGUAUAUUCUGAAGAAAUAUUUAUCAGGUUCAGUUGUGACAGAGGAAAAGAUUCAGCAAGCCAAACAAAUCUAUCACCUUCAUUUCAAGCACUCUAUCUUUCACGAGGAUGGAUGGCGGUACAUUUUAACGAAACACAAAGGACACCUACCAAUCCGAAUUAAAGCUAUUCCUGAAGGGAGCAUCAUUUCACGGGGAAAUGUCCUUUUUACUGUGGAGAACACAGACCCUGAUUGUUUUUGGCUGACAAAUUACAUUGAGACGACUCUUGUUCAGGUCUGGUAUCCGAUCACCGUUGCUACCAUCUCCAGAGAGUUCAAGAAGAUAAUAGCUCUGUACCUGAAGAAAACCACUGGUGGUUUGGAUGAUCUGGAGUUCAAGCUACAUGACUUUGGUUAUCGGGGAGUUUCAUCACAGGAGUCUGCAGCUCUCGGAGGCGCGGCGCAUCUGGUGAACUUCCAAAGCACAGACACGGUGGCAGGGCUGGUGUUGGCCCAACAGUUCUACAACUGCCGAAUGGCCGGGUUUUCAAUCCCUGCAGCAGAGCACAGUACCAUCAUUGCAUGGGGCAGGAGUCGGGAGAAGGAUGCCUUCGAGUAUUUGCUCCAACAGUUUCCGUGCAAUCCCAUUUCCGUCGUCAGUGACAGCUACGACAUUUUCAAUGCCUGUCGGCAGAUCUGGGGAGGUGACCUGAAGGACAAAGUCAUGCGACGGAACAAGGAUUCCGUGCUCGUUAUCCGACCCGACUCUGGCGACCCGGUCAAGACCGCCAUUGAGGUUCUGAGAAUUCUGGAAGAAGUCUUUGGAAGCACUCCCAACAGCCUGGGAUAUAAGACGUUGCCAGCCUACAUCCGACUCUUUCUGGGAGAUGCUAUCAACCUGGGUUCCAUAGAAGAAAUCCUAAUAGCUUUGAAGAAGGAACACUGGAGCACUGAGAACCUAGCGUUUGGGUGCGGAGGUGCACUCCUGCAAAAGCUGAACAGAGACACCUUGAACUGCUCUUACAAAUGCAGUUACGUUGAACAAAAUGGAAAAGGGCUGGAUGUCUACAAACAGCCAGUGACUGACCCGGCCAAAGUUUCGAAGAAGGGCCGACUAAUCUUGCGGAGAAAUCCGGAUGGAAUCAUUGAAACGGUGGAGGAAGGGAAGGGCAAUCCGGAGGAGGACCUCUUGGUUGCUGUUUUUGAAAACGGGAUCGUACUCCAGGACUACACACUCGACAAGGUUCGAGAAAAUGCAAAGCUCCAUCCAGCCUGUUGACCUGCAGUGGCGUGAGCAGGCGAGAGAACUGCCCGAUAAAAUCUGUUAACCGGUGAUUCACCUUCAACAACAAAAAUGCAGUUGUCUGGAAGUACUAACUAUCGAACUGUGGGGCUGCUUUAACAAACAGAGUCAGAAACCAGCAAAGAUUACAGUUAGUGAUUUUCACCAACCCACCCAAAGAAACGAGACGAGUUUGAAGAUUUCAUGUGUAAAAUUAUUCAGUUAAAAACUCAAAACCAUAGCAUGUUUUAUUAAAAUUUUGAUAAAUCAGACGUGUAAUGUUUGACUGAAGAAACAAAAGUAGUUUGAAGAUUUCAUGAGUAAAAUUAUUGAGUAAAAACUCAAAACCAUAACAUGUUUUAGAGCAAUUUUGAUAAACUUGACGUAAUGUUUCACUGUCGACAAAAAAUGCUGGAGAAACUCAGCGGGUGAGGCAGCAUCUAUGGGGGAAAAGGAGUAGGCGACGUUUUGGGUCGAGAACCUUCUUCGUAGUCGAAGGGAGGUCGAAGGAGGUCAUCUUCACUCUCCACUAUUCGGUGUCCAAUUAUCCCGAAGUUAGUUGUAGCUAGUCGAAGCUGGUCUUCAACAUAGUCGAAGGAGGUCUUCAACAUGUAAUUUUUUCAAACUUUUCUAAACUUGCCAAUUAGGUCGCCCAAGUGGGACAGCCCCUUAACUAUAUACGGCAUGCUGGUCUGUGCUGUUUCCUAACAUCACAAACCAUGUUUGACCUAUGCCCCACACCUGGGCAGCACGGUGGCACAGCGGUAGAGUUGCUACCCCUCAGUGCCAGACACCCAAGUUUGAUCCUGUGCGGAGUUUGUACAGUACGU